AAAAAAUAAUAAUUUAAAAAAUUAACGAAGAAUAAACAAAACCGACUAGUCUGUCCUGAUUCAAUAAAUAAUUUAGCAAUAGACGAAUUAAACUAAACCUUAGAGUUAAUUUUUUUCCGGAAAUAUAAUACCGAUUGAGUUAAGUCUUUUAUGUAAUUUUUUUUCUAUAAUAAAGUGAGUGCUUAGUUAGGGCAUCAUGUCUGUUUUGGAUAAACUCGUAAUCCGUGGCAUCCGAAGUUUCGGACCAGAUAACGAAGAAAAGGUGAAUUUUUCCACUCCUCUAACACUCUUCCUUGGCCAAAACGGUUGCGGAAAAACAACAAUUAUCGAAUGCCUGAAGUACGCAUUAACCAGCGACUUACCGGGCGGAAGUGACAACGGUCGGGGUUUUAUUAAUGACCCCAAGCUGUCAGAUAGAGCUACAACUAAAAGUUGUAUUAAAUUAAGAUUCAAAGACGCCAAAGGAGACUUUGUAACAGUCGCUAAGUUCAUUCAGUUAUCAACCGAAAGAACCGGGAAGUUAAAAUUUCAGAGUUUAGCACCAACUCUGAGGUGGGAAGCAGCAGACAAGAGCAAAGCGGAAGAUAUAUCCGGAAGGUGUAUCGAUAUCGAUGUAUACUGCGCACAGAAAUUAAAUGUUUCCAAAGCUAUAUUGAACAGCGUUAUUUUUUGUCAUCAAGAGGACUCUGCUUGGCCCUUGGAUGAAGGGAAAAAAUUAAAAGAAAAAUUCGAUGUGAUAUUUGGAGCAGAGAAAUACAAUAAAUGUGUGGAGAGAUUCAGAAAGCUUAUUAAGGCAAAAAGAGACAAUAUUAAGUUAUUAAAGGAACAGCUGGAGCUUAAAAAGUUGGCUAGGAAGAACACGGACGAGAAAAAGGAAACGUUACAAAAAAAUGAAGAACGAUUGGCGAAAAUUGAAGGCGAGAUGGAAGAGAAGCAGAACGAACUUGAUCCAUUACAGACGCGACUAAAAGAGAUAAACGAGGUUCUAGAAUCACUAUCUAUGUGGCUUCAGAAAUUGGCAGGCCUGGAAACCACUUAUAAAGGCGUUUUGGAACAACAAGCGUCCCUAAAGAAGCACUUGGAAACCGAAUUUCCGGGUACAGAUGAAGAAUUAGAAGCCGAAAUAUCAAACUUCGAUAAUUUUCAAGCGUUAGCCAAGAAAGACAUGGCCGAAAAAGAACAUAAAAAAGAAACCGUCGAGUCUAAAAUCAUGCAGCUUAACCAAAACGUACAAAAGCGCCAGGUGGCUUUCGGACAGCUAAAAGAAGAAGAAUUUCAACAUCAAAAGCGGGGCGAAGAGUUAAAAACUAUUAUUUUAAAAGCCAAAAUGAGGUUAGAAGUUGAUGCGGAGGACGACGAACCGGUCCCAGAUAUCUUAUACAAACUAAACCAAGCUUUUAAAAAAUGCGAAGAAGCUUUUAAUGAUAAACGUAAAGGAUUUGAGUCGGAUGAAAAAGUUUUGCAAAGCAGUAUAGAUGAUAUAAGGGCGAAACUUGCUGCAAUAAAAGAAAGCGUUUCUUCAAAAAAGAAAACGAUUGAUGAAUCUAAGAGUAAAAUGGCGGAAGCCGAGCGAAAACUUAAUCGGUUGUCUCAGGUUUACAGUCAAGUAGAUAUCAUAGAGAAAAGAAUGAAAGAUUUGCAAGAAACUUUGGGCACAUAUGAAGCCGAAUUUCAGGAAGCUGAAGUACAAGAGAACCUAGAGGCACUGGAUUCGCUAAUUACGCAAAAAGAAAAUUCGCAAACCAAGCUGGAACGCGAAUAUCGGUUACUGCAGCAAAAUUACUUGACCGAACAAAAGAUCGAUGCGGAGAAGCAUACUAUAAUUGAUAAAAAGCUUGAAUUAGAUAAUUUAAAGAACAAAUGGGAGGACCAGUUUAAGGAAUUGUUCGGGCAAGAGAUUCCUCAGGAUAAUUUCGAAAGAGCCGUUAAGCUGAUCCAGAAACGUGAGGAGGAACAGGUUAAAAACUUAAACAAGUCUGUUGCAAGCUGUGAAAAGAAAAUAACCACUCUCGAGUCGAAUGUUAGACAUUCCACCGAAAAAUUGAAGAGCUAUAACGAUGAGUUAACCAAGGCAAAGAAUAAACUCGAAUCGAUAUGUAAAGGGAAGCCGUUUACUGAAGUUUUAGAGGAAACCUUCGCUAAAAAAGAGAAAUUACAAAAAGAUAAGGGCAUGUACGCCUCUUGCAAAUUAUUUUAUGAGCAGUAUAUUAAUGCCUUUGAAUCGGAAGAUCCUUGCUGCCCCAUUUGCUCUACCAAUUUCUCGGCCAAGCAGUCUAUGACAGCUAAAAUAAUUGACAAGCUGAAGAAUUCGAUAGAAUCAUUGCCUAUGAAGUUAUCGACUACGGAAGCACAAUUAGCAAAGGUGGAAGACCUGUAUAAUAAACUGCAACAGUUGGAACCAGUAAAUGAAAACAUCGAUAUUCUAGAGGGAGCCAAAAUACCCUUGUUGGAAGAAGAAUUGAACGAAACUAAGGAGAAAUUGGAAGAAGCCACUAUGGAAUUGGCAUCAUUAAAGAACGAAUUAGCCGUGCCACAAAAGCUAGUGGAAGCAUGCAGGGCCGUAGUGGCUGAUGCGUCCCUAAUUGAUCGCUUAAACCAAGAAUUGAAGAAAAGCGAAAACGUUUUGCAAAGUCUACAACGCGAUCUGGUGACCGUUUCCUCAAAUCGUACGUUGCAUCAAGUAGAAACUGAACUGGCAAAAGUCAAGAAAGAAAUCGGCGAUUUACGCAGAGAGUAUAAAGCAAAACGGGAUCAGUUCGAUGAGACGAAAGAGAAAAUCCGUUCGAUUGGCCAAAAGUUGCAAAGGGAAAUUGAGAAAAAGCUUCAACACGAGAAGCAAGUACAGGAGCAGCCGUUACUAGAAAGACAAAUCAAAGAAUAUAAAGAGAACAUCGCCCAGUUGCAAAAGGAAGUUGUUACCGGUAACGACACCAUUUCGAAUUUGUCGAAUGAUUUGAAGCAGGCAGAAAAACGGAAAGAGGACGCUUGCCAAAAUAAUAAAAAAGUACUUGAUGAGAAACGAACUGAUUUGGAUUUGCGCCGUAGACUGAUUGAUGAAGUGGCUAAAUUACAUAAGGUCGUAAAACACUAUGAAGAAGGUGACAGUAAGACCAAACUACAAACCAUCUUAAACGAACUCGAAGAAUGUAAAACUAACAUCAAAAAACUUGAAGACGCCAAGAAAGUUCUAGUUAGUGCGAUAGUAAAGAAGAAAGAAGAGCUGGCUAGCCAGGAGAGCAAGUUAAGAUCGCUAAAUGAUAACAAAGAACUAAGGCAGAACAGGAAAAAGAGUCAAGAGCUGGAAAUCGCCAUUAAGAGUUUGAAAAAGCAGAUCGGUAAUCACAACAAUAGCUCUAUUAUUGAAGAACGUAAAACUGUUAUGAAGAAACUCGAUUUUAUUCAGAAUGAUAUUAGUAGAAAGGUUGGCGAACAGGAUACCAUAAAGGGUUUGAUAAGGAGUCUCAAAGCAGAACUGAACCGAAAAGAACACAAAGAAGUGAUAUCGGAAUACAAAAAGAAAUAUUAUGAACUUCGAUUAGAAAUUUUAUCAGCUGAUGAUUUGGAAGUUUACACGAUCUCUUUGGAAAAAGCCAUUAUCAAGUUCCAUCAAGAAAGGAUGGUGCAGGUCAACAUGAUCAUCAGGGAUCUGUGGAGGAACAUUUACAGAGGAAACGAUAUCGACCAUAUUGAAAUACGAACGGAUGAUUGUGGAACAACAGCAAGAAACCGUCGGACAUAUAAUUAUAAAGUGGUACAAAUGAAAAAAAGUGUAGAGUUGGAAAUGCGAGGCAGAUGUAGUGCCGGCCAAAAAGUCCUCGCGUGCCUUGUCAUCCGUAUGGCCUUAGCUGAAACGUUCAGCACGAAUUGUGGCAUUUUAGCUCUGGACGAGCCGACCACCAAUCUAGACCGGGACAACAUCUUGAGUCUCAGUGAUGCAUUGUCUCGACUAAUCAGUAUGCGAGAGAAACAGAAGAGUUUCCAAUUGUUGGUUAUCACCCACGACGAAGAGUUUUUGCAAACGAUUACUAGAAACCAGAGCGUUUCUCACUAUUUUAGGGUAAAAAGGAACGCCGAUGGGUUUUCGACUAUUUGCAGGGAAAUACUGUAGAGUAAUAAAGUGUUUAAAUAUAUUUUUAGCAUCUUUUAUCAUUUGUUAUAAAUACUAUUAAAUAUUGUUUUGUUAUACCUGUUUUGAUGUAAAAAUACACCGUUCACUUUUAAGUGUUAAUUAAAAUAUUACUUUUUA
Messenger RNA from Anthonomus grandis grandis, 4246 nucleotides. RefSeq names its product DNA repair protein RAD50 (gene rad50). Gene Ontology annotation, molecular function: single-stranded telomeric DNA binding; G-quadruplex DNA binding; ATP hydrolysis activity. Gene Ontology annotation, biological process: chromosome organization involved in meiotic cell cycle; telomere maintenance via telomerase; double-strand break repair. NCBI's taxonomy places the organism in Eukaryota, Metazoa, Arthropoda, Insecta, Coleoptera, Curculionidae. Bases 197 to 4108 code for a protein of 1303 amino acids. The transcript is spliced from 8 exons. The record is from RefSeq and is a predicted model, not a curated record. Gene Ontology annotation, cellular component: Mre11 complex; condensed nuclear chromosome; nucleus.